Messenger RNA from Phacochoerus africanus (Common warthog), 3166 nucleotides. It is a transcript of the gene SLC39A8, whose product is annotated as solute carrier family 39 member 8. The coding region runs from base 360 to 1745 and encodes 461 amino acids. Gene Ontology annotation, molecular function: zinc ion transmembrane transporter activity. NCBI's taxonomy places the organism in Eukaryota, Metazoa, Chordata, Mammalia, Artiodactyla, Suidae. The record is from RefSeq and is a predicted model, not a curated record. Gene Ontology annotation, cellular component: membrane. Gene Ontology annotation, biological process: intracellular zinc ion homeostasis; zinc ion import across plasma membrane. The transcript has 9 exons.
UCCUGCUAAUCUCUUAGACAAUGCAAAAGGCUCCACACUCUAUUCCAGGAAGCUGGUUUCAACAAGGUAACAGACCACCAAGCCCAGAAGGGAGUCUAGGGAUAUCGACAAGGAGGUGGCAUUCAGGCUCUCCAGGAGGCCCGGGGGCCCGCUCUGUCUAUCGCUCCCCACCCCCGGCUGCACCGUCACUUCAAUGCCCGGCAGAUCGCGGGCUGCGGCUCCUUCAAAGGCGGCGGAGGACCAGGGGCGCCCCGCGCCAAGGCUGACUCGGACCGGCGCCGAAGCCUGACCCGUGCGCCCUUGGGCACCGACGCGCGUCCCUGUGCACUUCGGGCCCGUGUGGGGCAGCCCCGGCCAGGAUGGCCCCAGGCCGGGCGGUGGCAGGGCUCCUGUUGCUGGCGGCCGCCGGCCUCGGAGGAGAAACUGCGGGGCCCGAGCUCGCCUUCAGCGAGGAUGUGCUGAGCGUGUUCGGCGCGAACAGGAGCCUGUCGGCGGCGCAGCUCCGGCGCUUGUUGGAGCAGCUGGGAGCCGGCCCCGUGGAGGGCGCCCCCGAGCUCGGGCAGCUGCACUUCAACCAGUGUUUAUCAGCUGAAGAGAUCUUUUCCCUCCAUGGCUUUUCAAACGCGACGCAGAUAACCAGCUCAAACUUCUCUGUCAUCUGUCCAGCAGUCUUACAGCAACUGAACUUUCACCCUUGCAAGGAUCGGCCCAAGCACAAAACAAAACCGAGUCUUUCAGAGGUUUGGGGAUAUGGCUUCCUGUCAGUGACAGUUAUUAAUCUGGCAUCUCUCCUCGGAUUGAUUUUGACUCCACUGAUAAAGAAAUCUUAUUUCCCUAAGAUUUUGACCUAUUUCGUGGGGCUGGCUAUUGGGACUCUCUUUUCCAAUGCCAUUUUCCAACUUAUUCCAGAGGCAUUUGGAUUCAAUCCCAAAGUUGACAACUAUGUUGAAAAGGCAAUUGCUGUGUUUGGUGGAUUUUACAUAUUUUUCUUUGUAGAAAGAAUGCUUAAGAUGUUAUUAAAGACAUAUGGUCAGAAUGGUCAUACCCACUUUGGAAAUGAUGACUUUGGUCCUUCUCAGGAAAAAACUCAUCAACCUAAAACGUUACCUGCCAUCAAUGGUGUGACAUGUUAUGCAAACCCGGCUGUCACAGAACCUAAUGGACACAUCCAUUUUGAUAACGUCAGUGUGGUGUCUUUACAGGAUGGAAAAAAAGAGUCAAGUUGCUGUAGCUGUCUGAAGGGGCCGAAACUCUCAGAAAUAGGGACAAUUGCCUGGAUGAUAACGCUCAGUGACGCCCUCCACAAUUUCAUCGACGGCCUGGCCAUCGGGGCCUCCUUCACCCUGUCUCUUCUGCAGGGACUCAGCACUUCCAUAGCCAUCCUCUGUGAGGAGUUCCCUCACGAGCUAGGGGACUUUGUGAUCCUCCUCAGUGCAGGAAUGAGCACUCAACAAGCCCUAUUAUUCAAUUUCCUUUCUGCGUGUUCCUGCUAUGUUGGGCUAGCUUUAGGCAUUUUGGUGGGCAAUAAUUUUGCUCCAAAUAUCAUAUUUGCACUUGCUGGAGGCAUGUUCCUUUACAUUUCUCUGGCGGACAUGUUUCCAGAGAUGAACGAUAUGCUGCGAGAAAAGGUAACUGGAAGGAAAACUGAUUUCACCUUCUUCAUGAUUCAGAAUGCUGGAAUGUUAACCGGCUUCAUAGCCAUUCUGCUCAUCACAUUGUAUGCAGGAGAAAUCGAAUUGGAGUGAUAGGAAAUGAAAGGUGUGUUAACGGAGACAUUUAAUAAAUAAAACAGCUCCAAAGGGAUUUUUAAGCUGGAUCCUAUUUAGACCAAAGACAAUUUUGUUUUUCAACCGUACAUUGGGAAAACUGAUUAUUGGUUUCAGAUCUGUGAAAUUAAGCCAUUAUUUGUUGUUAAAAAUGCUUCAAAAAAGCUUUCAGUUCCAGUCUGAAGAGCCUGAUAGAUGAGAUCUUUAGUAAAUACCCACUUCUUUAAAUGUGUCAUGCCCACUAAAAAUCAUCACGAAGCAAGAAACAUGCAUUCCGUAAUCAUUUAGACACCAAGACCUGGAUAAAAAAAUGCAGAGUAGGCUGUAUAAGCUUUUAAACCUCUCCGGUCGGAUCAAAUGUUCAAGUAGUUUCAGAGAGGUUUUCUUUCAAUUAAUUUGUUCUAGUGCUUUCACCAGCAUGCACAUCAAAAUGUGGACGAGGAUGAAAAUGUAUACAACACGGAUGGAACUGAUUUCAAGGCCUUAGUGAACCCAGGAGAGAAAGAUUACUCAUAGCUUUUGCUUUGUUUUAUAUUUCAGUUAGGGACUGACUUGUAGGAUUGUUUUAAGAGCCAUUCUAAAAUAAUAUGAACUGUGACAUCAGGAAAGUUUUGUUAGCCCUACGAAGUUCAGCCCUUGUUUGAUAUUUUAUCUCUAAGUGUAAACUCUACCAGAGUCCAUUAAAAAGCCAGAAUUGCUUUCUCGUGACUUAGGUUGUGGUUAUACCACAGCAAAUGGCAAUACAGUGUGUAAAGAUGGUGACAGUUCAGGUUUCGGUAUCCAAGUGGCCAAUGUGUUUGCUUUGUAAUUUAUAGAAAGAAAUUGAAGGUAAUUUUAAGCAAUUUACUUUUAAAGAUGAAUACAACUAUUUAGCAGAGGCUAUUUUAAGUAAAUACAAAAUAACAGCUGGAUGGCUGUAUGUCAAAGACUGAUUGACUUAAGAAAUACAUGUUUCUGAUGGGUGAUUGAGAGACAUUCAGAUGAUACUUCUUUUGUGUUCAGUCUAGAUUUUUCCUAUAUGGUAUUCCUUGCCAAAAAAAAAAAAAAAUUCUACCCACUGUGGUUAUUUUUCUACCAUUUAUAAAAGUUUAGGGCCUGUUUAUUCAUUUAACAGAUACGGAAAGUUGGUCUACAAUUGAACAUCCCAACCCCAAUUCACACUCCCACGACUCUUAAGGAACGAUUUGACAGUGAGGAAAAUGACUGAUAAAAGCCAACAGUGAUCUCAAGAAUUACAUUUUCUCACCAGCCAUAAGAUGGUGUCACAUAGCAAUAAUACAGGUGUGAAGAAUACUUAACAUGUGUGUUAAUAUUAACAUGUGUGUUAAUGUACAUUUUGCUCUAUGACUGACAAUUAAAAAAUAUUGUUUGACCAAAUAGUAAACACCUUUGAAACCCUG